Anopheles stephensi (Asian malaria mosquito) is the source of this 1285-nucleotide messenger RNA. Its product is annotated as pancreatic lipase-related protein 2-like. Lineage: Eukaryota; Metazoa; Arthropoda; Insecta; Diptera; Culicidae. The coding region runs from base 89 to 1123 and encodes 344 amino acids. The record is from RefSeq and is a predicted model, not a curated record. The transcript has 2 exons. Gene Ontology annotation, biological process: lipid metabolic process. Gene Ontology annotation, molecular function: lipase activity.
UAAAAAGGAGGCUAGUAGCUAUCGGCUACCGUCAGUUGAUUAACUUGAUAGCUUGUGACUGUGUGAUAUUGGCGGUUUUGCGUGAAUAAUGCGUAGCCUCUCGGUGAUUUUAAGUGCGCUGUGUGUUGGGUUAGCUUGUGCCGGCGCGCUCACCCACAGAGAAAGUGACAACCACGAGUGGCAUGUUACGGCAGACGAAAAUGGCAACAUGCGGCUAGUGUCGUACGCCGUACCGUACCAGCUGGAUGGUGAACAAGCGAAGCGAGACUUUGUCCCGGAACGUGACACACGCUUCCUCCUGUACACCGCUUCCAAUCCGGAGACUCCACAUGUCCUGCGGAACGGUGAUCUUGAUUCCAUCAUGAGCUCUCCCUUCAACCGAAACAACCCAACGCGCAUGAUCAUUCACGGCUGGCUCGGUACUCAGGAUUCGGAAAUUAAUCGCCUAACGCGAUCGGCACUGUUCUUUACCGGCAACUAUAACAUCAUCUACGUUGACUGGAGCGUUGGUUCGUUGGACGAGUUCUACCCGAACUCCCGGCAGCUGGUGUACGCGGUAGGAGCAGCUGCCUCCAACAUCCUGGACUACCUGGAGCGGUACGCUCAGCUAAACAAGCGAGAUGUUGUGGUGGUUGGCCACAGUCUGGGAGCGCACGUAGCCGGUAACGUGGGCAAGUGGCAGGGGGGCACGCUCAGAACGAUUAUCGGACUGGAUCCAGCUUUGCCAUUCUUUGCCGGAAAUGCGCCCGAUCGGAUAAUGGCUUCGGAUGCGGAUUACGUCGAGAUCAUCCACACGAAUGGUGGUGUGCUGGGCUUUAUGGAUCCGAUCGGAGAUGCUGACUUCUAUCCCAACUUUGGACGUGUACAGCCGGGCUGCGGGGCGGAUGUUGGAGGCGGCUGUGCCCAUGCACGGGCGGUACACUUUUACGUAGAAUCGAUUCUCUCGAGGAAUGGAUUCGUCGGGCAGCAGUGUCAAACGUUCCAAAACAUACGGGACGGUAUGUGCGCACAAACUGGAGUCUCAUCGCGCAUGGGUGGUGAGCCACCGAACGCGCAGGAUGCACCGAACGGUAUCUUCUUCCUGCAGACGGCAAGCAGUUUCCCGUUUGCCGUUGGCUGUUAGCCGACAGACGGUAGUGAUAUUAACCGCAACUUCAUGUAUUAAAAGCAAUCGGUUGUGUUUUUAGUUGGUAAGAAAAUGGUUGUAAACCCGCGUUUGUUUGACAUAAAUGCUAAUCGGGGUACGAUAGCUGGCCCACCCGCACCCAGAGUGCCGUCCCACUAA